Messenger RNA from Phalaenopsis equestris, 2246 nucleotides. Its product is annotated as S-linalool synthase-like. The transcript has 10 exons. Gene Ontology annotation, molecular function: terpene synthase activity; magnesium ion binding. Lineage: Eukaryota; Viridiplantae; Streptophyta; Magnoliopsida; Asparagales; Orchidaceae. The record is from RefSeq and is a predicted model, not a curated record. Bases 4 to 1974 code for a protein of 656 amino acids. Gene Ontology annotation, biological process: diterpenoid biosynthetic process.
UUGAUGAAAAUGAGAGAGAGCAAAGAUGAAAGCGAUAAAGUUGGGCUUCAAAGAUGGAUUUUGAUGGUUGAGCUUGCAGAGGCUAAAGGGUUGAAAGUAUUUCCUGCAAUUCAACGGAUAAAAAAUGGAAUAUCUAACGAAUUUGAAUUGAAUAGAAUAAAGAUUAAUUGCAGUGAAGAGAAUGAGACAAUAGAGAGAAUUGUGAUGAGGGAGAUUGCAUUUGAAAAUAGUGGCUCCGAACUCUUUCGAUCACCAUCGGCGACCGCAUGUGCGUUCAUGACAAGUGGAAACCAAACUUACAAAACUUACCUUCAAAACUUACUUGUGGAUUGCCAACAGGGAGUUCCUCCCAUAUACUUAGCGGAUAAAGAUGUGAUUAAACUUUGGGUAGUUGAUCACUUGGAGAGGCUUGGAUGUGCAGAGCAUUUCAGUGAAGAUAUUAGGCAUGUGAUGGAUCACCAAUACCGGAAAUGGAUUGAAGAAGAAGUACAAGUCCCAAAAAGCAAGGAUGUGGCAUUCCAAAUUUAUAAAGACUCUUUAGCUUUUCGUCUCUUAAGGAUGCACGGGUAUCAAGUUUCUCCAGGAAGGUUUUGCUGGUUCAUUGAUGAUAAGGAAAUGUUAUCACACAUAAAAUACCAUUACGACUUCUUUCUUGGCCCAAUGUUUAGCAUUUACAAAGCAUCGCAUAUUGCAUUUCCAGACAAUCAUGAACUCGACAAAGCAGGAGAGUUUGCUCAUCAAAUCUUGCAGAUGGGAAUCUUCAGCAUGAAAUCUAAAAAUGAAACCGAACAUUCAGCUACAUCAACUAUAUUUCAGCAAGAUAUUGAGCAUGAGUUCGGGCUUAAAUGGUUAGCUCGAAUGGACUUUUUGGAGCAAAGGUUGUACAUUGAAAGAGGAGGAAUCUAUCUCUUUUGGAUGGGAAAUAAUUCUCCUUAUUGCAAAACCUUACAAAAUGGUGGCUUGCUCGAGCUUGCCAUUGAUAAUUUUAUGACGAGACAAUUAGUAUACAACAAGGAGCUUGAUGAAUUGCACAGGUGGGCCAAGGAUACUGGCCUCUCCACAAUGGGAUUUGGUCGGGAGAAGACAACAUAUUGCUAUUUUGCUGCAGCUUCAUCAACUUGCCUCCCUCUUAACACAAAUUCAAGGAAGGAAGCAGUAAAAAGUGCAAUCUUAAUUACAAUUGUAGACGAUUUUUUCGAUGAGAAAGCCUCACUCCAUGACUUAUCUAUCCUAACAGAUGCAGUGCAAAGAUGGGAAGGAAAAGGUCUAACAAGUCAUAGCAAAGUUAUUUUCACCGCCCUCGACAACUUUGUUCAUGAUAUUUCUUCAAAAAUCUUUAGGCUGCAUGGCCUUGAUUUGAAGGAAAAUCUUCAAGAUAAUUGGAAAGAAAUAUUCAAGUCAUGGCUAAAGGAAGCAGAGUGGAGCAGAAGUACUCAUUAUAUUUCAAUUGAUCAAUAUAUUGAAAAUGGGAAGACAUCAAUUGCAGUUCAUAUGAUAAUUCUUGCAUUAUGUUAUUUGACAAACUCAAGAAUCGAUAUUGAAGAGAGUUGUUGGGACUUGAGGAAUAUAAUGAUUACCCAAUCUAUUAUGACUUCAUGUCGCCUGCUAAAUGACUUGGAGAGCUAUGAGAAAGAAGCUUUGGUUGGCAAGCCCAACAUUAUUUUGUUAUACCUGAAAGAGAAUCCAAAGGAGGGGAUUGAUGAUGCCAAAGCAUUUGUGAUGAACAUUUUGGAAAAAAAGAAAAAGAAAAUUCUGCAACUAGUGAUGUCCAAGGAUUCUACCAAGUCUGAGAUGCCAACAGAGUGGAAGGAUUUGCAUCUAUCUGCAUUAAAAGUUUUUCAAAUGUUCUUUAACUCUACGAAUGCAUUUGACUCACCAACCAUGCUAGUCGAGAGCAUUAACAAGGCAAUCUAUGAACCAUUAGUGAACAGAAAAGCAAGCCAACCUGCUUGGUUCGUUUAUAAUGAAUUAUAAAUAAAAAAUAUUUUAGCACCAUAUACAAGAGUAAAGAUUGGAAGAGCAAGAAAAAAGAGGAGUCAAUCGAAACUUGAUUCAAAUAAAUGUCAGGAUAAGUGGACAAGCAAAAUUUUGCAUUGUCCUUUUAUUGCAUUUAAUACAUCUACAAAAGUAUGCUUUGAAAGUAUCAGCUUUGGUGGCAUAUCUUGGAGCUGGAGCAAAUAAAUUGUCAGAGAAACCAAAUGGAUAUGCACUAUAUGUGUUUGUGCUAAUUAUUGUUCUCUCUCUCU